Porites evermanni is the source of this 2741-nucleotide messenger RNA. The record is from the annotation of a GenBank genome assembly. Lineage: Eukaryota; Metazoa; Cnidaria; Anthozoa; Scleractinia; Poritidae.
AUGGAUGCUUUCAAUUUUUUCUUAAUCUCUACUACAUGGUUUUCAGGGAAAGAAUAUGGCAAGGCAGAUUCAAGGUGGCUUUAUUCAGACCCAACAAUUGUUUCUUUAGAGAUUCUUACAGUUGUUAUCACAGGACCUCUUGCCCUGAUGCUAAUUCAUGCCAUUUACUUCAACAAACAUUACAGGUAAAGUAAUUGCUUUGAUUUUAUGUCAUUGCCAAGGAUAUGUUUCAGGAAAAUUGAAGGGCUGUGGGGCUGUCAUUAGAAGCCGGCAUUUUUGCUGGCUACUGCAGUAAAAUCAGCCUGCUACUUUCAGUCUGGAAAUGAUGAAAAAUAACAAAUAUAGGAGGAUCUGAGUUGAAAUACCGUAAAAUUCCAAAAACAUAUUUUUAAAAGGCCCUUUUUUUUGAGGGGCAUAUGUUGGGAGGGGCUUAUAUUCGGGGGGGCUUAUCUACAGAAGGAAAUUUGCGUUUCAAAAUCAAUUGGGCUAGCCUGAAAGUUGAAGUAAUUUUAUCUUUUUUGCGUUUUUUUUACUUUGCAUUUGAGGGCAAUUUUCCAAGUACAAGCCCCUGAGGGGAGGGGGGCUUAUAUUUGGAGGGGCGAUGUAACGGAGGGUUUUUUGCGUUACCAGUUUGGGGGGCUUAUAUUUGGAAGGGCUUAUUUUCGGAAUUUUACAGUAUAUGAAAUGAAUCACAUUUUGAACUGGUGAUAAAGCAGUCAAGCCGGAAUUUUUUCAGGUCCUUUUUCAACCACUUGGUUUGUUCAUUCAACUGCGAAGAUCAUGUUCACUUUCAUAGGAGGAUUUUUGGGAUGAAUGACCAGCUACUUUAAUUUCCCUGAGAGACCAGCCACUUUAAAACCUUAAUGAAAGCCCUGAGAGAGUGCUUGACACUGAAAUGCAAAAUUAAAUAUAAUUUAUUUAUGCUAAAAGACCAAUUUCAAUAUUAUUAAAAUUCAGACUUGGCAUCAAGGCUUUGGGGAACAGAACAAAAGAAAUGAUCUUGAGGCUUAGCAAUGAAUAAUACAUUAAUUUCUUUUGUUCAGGGUUCAUACAGAUUUUUUGAUCCAAAAUUCAAAACUUUUUCCAGCCUUUUUUCCAAAACAAUAAUUUCUUUUUCCAGACUAGGUGAUCAAUAGGGACCUUUAAAAAUGCAGGAAUAAAGCUCCUUUCAUCAUACAGUUGAGACUGAAUAAGAUUUGACCAAAACAAAACAAAAAAUCACUUAUAAAUUUGUUGUUGCUUUGAAAAAAAAAAACUCAAGACUUUUUACCAUUUUUCCAGACUUUAUUUCCAUUUUCCAGACUUUUUCCAGGUUUAGAAAACUGCUGGGCAAAUUUCAAGACUUUUUCAAGAAUUCAAGACUCUGUUAGAACCCUGUUUAUUUUAUUCCCCCCAGCAGAGCCAAGUACAAAUUUAAUAUACCGAAAUAAAUGGUCUAUUCUCUGUGUUAUUUUAACAGGCAUUUUGUGCAGAUAACACUAUGUGUUUGUGAGCUGUAUGGAGGUAUGACUGCAUUAUGCCAUUUAUCAUUUGCCCUCUUAAUGGAAGUAGAUUUUAUUGAAAGAAGAGUGUUUUCAAGUGCUUUGAAAUGAUGAUUAUUUCAUGGUUAAAUUGUUGAACCUUAAACCCAAAACCAUUGAUGCUGCACCUCCCUGAAAAAUUGUAAGGUCACCACAAAUCUAAUCACGUGUUCAGAUUAUUAUAUUGUCGAUUAGCAAUAUUCACUAAAAAAGGGAAAUUAUAAAGAACAUCCAUGACCAUGGUUCACUGAAGUCCACGGACAGUUGUUGGGUGGGUUUUGGGUAGUUAUGUACCAUUCAUUAGCCUGCAUUAUAGACAAAAUUAAAGCUGUGGUUCUCUUGUUCUGGAUCCCCCCCCCACCCCCCUUGAGUAUCUGCCAUGGCCAGCCUGUUAAAAAAAAGGCAAUCUCGAUUUACUAAUCUGUUUAAAGGGAAAUAUGAAAUUGGAAACUUUUUGAGCCCUUUGGAGGCCAGAGCAAGGAUCUCAGCACUGCCUUGCAGACGUUGCUAGCCCAGAUAGAUAACACCUGUGAAGGCUAGUGCCACAUAGGUCUCCAAAUUGUUUAAGAAAACAAAAUUGCAUUUAAAGUGCAAACACUUUAUAUUUGUAGCUAUGUUGAUUGGAAAAUUCUUUGUCCCAAAGUUGCUUUUGAAUAUUUUUGUGAUAAAACAAUUUAUUCUGUUAUAAAUAUGAAUAUCUCUAAACAGGCUGGAUGACAUUUUGUCCUGAAUGGCUGGUUGGAAGCCCAAGUUUGGAUACAAGUUUUCCUCUUUACUUAUGGUUAUAUUUAGUAUUUUUCAAUGGCCUCUGGGUUAUAUUUCCUCUUCUGUUACUAUGGCACUCUUGGAAAGGGCUGGAAGUAAUGUACAAGUCUAUGACAACAAUCACAACAACCUCCAAAAAGAAGAAAAAAUAAACCACAGAAGGAGCAUUGUACUCAAUGGUCAUCAGAAAAAUACAGUAAUAAUGUACUAAAAAAUCAAUGUCAAUGAAACUCUAAAUUGGUUAAAUCUAAAGUUGAUUACCUUUGUAUUAUAUAUAACCACCAAUGAAAUACCAGGCGAGCUUUAGCACUAAAACAUCAUAUCUUCACAUGAGAAAAUAACAUGUUAUUUAUUUUUAACCUCAAAGUUAUUUUCACCUCCAAAAUUCAUUUUGUAUUUUUAAUAAUAUGUGGCAAUCAGAUUCUUUUUAUUUUUGAGUAACUUAAAAGAAGUAUA